Molecule: messenger RNA, 3802 nt
Organism: Thalassophryne amazonica
Lineage: Eukaryota; Metazoa; Chordata; Actinopteri; Batrachoidiformes; Batrachoididae
Product: transcription factor Sp3-like
Exons: 8
Coding region: 788-2740 (650 amino acids)
Biological process (GO): regulation of transcription by RNA polymerase II
Molecular function (GO): RNA polymerase II cis-regulatory region sequence-specific DNA binding; DNA-binding transcription factor activity, RNA polymerase II-specific
Source: RefSeq, a predicted model, not a curated record
AUACUUUUUUUUGCCCCUGAACAAUAUUUCUUCAGUGUUUGGUGUAUUUUGAUACUGUAUACAUACCACUAUAAGUAUAACAAAUCUCAAAUACUGGAUUAAAGUAUCGUGUGGAACGUUAAGAAGCAGACAAAAGAAAGUAACUUCGACGCUAAACUGAAAUCAGAUGCAUUCCUUCUCUGGUAUCGUUCAACACGUCCGACAAACCCUGACUGACAGCUCUCCUAGCCAAUAAACUCAUGCCGAAGCCUGCCGUUAGCCAAUCACUUUAGAGAAGAAGGGCGGGGUUUAGUGUAAUGUGAUGCAAAGUCGACGGUCAAGCUUGUUAGUCCCACCUUUUUGUGUUUCCCGCACCGUCAAUCAAAAUAGAGGAAAAAAAAAAAAAUCGACCCGAUUUCACCGAUCAACACUAUCCCGCCUUCGAUUAAACAAGCAUGUUUGGACUUCACAGUCACUACCAUUCACGCUAUGACUGCUACGUAAGCAUUUAGCGCUUCGAAGCGUGCAGCUAAUCGGUGAGUUUGUGAACACUAGAGCGAGGCGAGCUGCGUCUUAUGCGCCGCUGCUAGCCGGCUAUGGUUAGCUAGCUGGCUAGCAGCGCGGAGUUGACAAAGUAAACAGUCGGUCAGAGCUCUAAAGUUGAUUCUGGCAGUCGGCUCCUCUGGGUCCGCACGGUGGGGAUGCUUUGCGGGCUUUUCUGGCAGGCAGGAGACGCAGAUAAAAGAGCUUUGUCUGAGUUUGUGUCUCCCUGCUAGCGCGCAGAGCGGAGCCUCUGGAACAAGGAGCAAUGGCGUCCGCGGACGUGGACAGCAGUCAAAACGACUUUCUGCAAGCAGGCGGCGGUGCGGUGGAAACGCAGACAACAGAUAUGUCAGCCAUUCAGCUGACGAGUUCAGACCGAUGGGAGGUGCUAACGCCGGUCUCUACUAGGAAGGAAGACCACGGAGUCAUUCACAUUCCAAACUCGGGGAUUGUCACAUCCAACGGGCAGUAUGUGCUUCCGAUUGGGAGUAUUCCCAGUCAGCCUAUUUAUGUUACAGCCUCUGGGAAUGAGGCGGCAGUUAAUGGUGUGUCAGGCAUUCAGUAUCAGGUCAUCCCCCAACUCCAAAACGCAGAUGGAACACUUGCAGGGUUCUCAGCACAGGGAUUGGAUGAUGGCACAGGACAGAUCCAACUCCUUCAAGAUGGAAACCAGGGUAGCCUCGGCAUCAGCUGUGCAACGACUGCAACUACAGAUCUGCUCACGCAGGCGGGGCAGGUGCAGUCCAUCCAAAGCGUCUCGUUAGCAGGGGCAUCAGCCUACACCAGCACAGUGCCCGUAGGGCUGCCUGGCAACAUCACGUAUGUGCCCAUAAACAGUGUAGAUUUGGAGUCACUGGGGCUGACUGGUGCACAGACUGUCCCCAUUGCAACCGGGGUGACACCUGACGGUCAUCUCAUCAUGGGUGGGCAGACACUCGAGAGUCAGGGUGAGGAGAAUGGUGCCAAACAGCCGCUGGUGACUGUAAGUGAUGCCAACACCAACCCAGAGCUCUACGUGCCAACCACCACGUCGUCUUCCACUUCUUCCCAGCUUCCUGAGACCAUUGACGGAACAGGGGUUCUGACCCAAGCAACCGCAGUGUCUGUGGGCAUUCCUGACCCUUCCUCCUCAGAGAACUUCAACUCCCACAAUCACCUGCAGCAAAUCCAAGUGCCAUCAUCCAACGCCACCACAAUCUCACAGCCAAUCCUGCAGCUGUCUGGGGACAGUCAAGCCCAGUUAGCCCAAAGCCAGGACCUGACUGCAGGUCAGACUCUCCAGAGCGUGCAACUGGUCAACCCGGGGACCUUCAUAAUCCAGGCCCAAACUGUUACCGCCACGGGUCAGAUCCAGUGGCAGACCUUCCAGGUUCAGGGUGUCCAGUCACUCCAGGGUCUCCAGGGACAGGGGCAGGCCCAGCAGCUCACCUUGGCCCAGGUCCAGACUCUACCACUGGCGCAAACAGGCCAAACCAGCCUGCCCAACCUCCAGACAGUCACAGUCAACUCUUUGACUCAGACAGGAGUCCAGUACUCACAGGGUGAUGAUACGAAUGGUCCCGCUGGUAUGACAUACAAACGUGUCCACAUUAAGGAGGAGCCAGACUCUGAAGAUUGGCAGUUGAGCAGCGACUCCACGCUGAACCCCAGUGACCUGAAUAACCUGCGUGUCCAGAUGGGGGAUGAGGACAUGGAAAUGCCCCUCGGAGAGGGCAAGAGGCUCCGCAGAGUUGCUUGCACCUGCCCCAACUGUAAAGAGUCCGGAGGAAGAGGUUCAGGCUUGGGGAAGAAGAAGCAGCACAUCUGCCACAUUCCUGGCUGUGGGAAAGUUUACGGAAAGACGUCCCAUCUCCGAGCCCACCUGCGCUGGCACAGCGGGGAGAGACCUUUCGUUUGCAACUGGAUGUUCUGCGGCAAGCGGUUCACCAGGAGUGACGAGCUGCAAAGACACAGGAGGACACACACAGGAGAGAAGAAGUUCGUGUGCUCGGAGUGCUCCAAGAGGUUCAUGCGGAGCGACCACCUGGCCAAACACAUAAAGACUCACCAGAAUAAAAAAGGUGUUCCCUCUUCCACACCUCCACCUGCCACUGACGCUGUCGUCACCACCGACGGCACCACGCUCAUUCUCCAGACAGCCGACGCCCACGACCUCGUAGCCAAUCAGGAGAUGCCUUUGCAGCUAGUUGCUGUGGCACCUGGGGAGGUCAUGGAAUGAGUGGAAGGUGCGUGAGGUGGCUGACUUUGAACUGGCCAAUUACAGGGACCUGUUGAGCUUUUCUUCUUUUUUUUUUUUUUUUUUUUUACAUAUGAAUAUAUACAUAAAUAUAUAUGACAAAUAUAUAUAUAUAUUUUAAGUAAGAGUUAUGACUUUCUUUUUUGCAGUCUUUUUAUAGGCGAGCAGAAAUAACAUUAAAAUGUGGUUACACGAUAAGAAGAAAAAAAAACACUUAAAUACACAAUGAAAUGCCUUAUUUUGUAUCAUACUCUUGUAUAAAAUGCAUGUGACUUAAGAUGAUGUAACGGCUUCGAUGAGAUGGAUGUAGUGAUUGAUUCUGGGAAGUUUGGGAUUAAAUGCGGUCUCUGAAGCAGCUCAGCUGUCGCGCUGAAUGCUGUGGUUGUUCUGUGGGCGGACGGCGGUGACAUGCUGAGCUGCUUUAAACAGAGUGGCAGGAUCUGUCGCGUCUGAGCUGGACAACGGCGCCACUGUUUGCUCAUGUUCACCUCAACACCAUUUAGGCAGAAAUGAAAGGAUGUCAUCUGUCCUCACGAGCACACCAUCCACUGUUAAACACUUUGUUCUUUUUUGUUUGUUUUGUUUUUUUAAACACAUUUUGUUGUAAAUUCCUUUUGGGGGGGUGCUGUCUGCAUUAAGGUCACGUUGUCGACUUUAUACAGUGCAGCGUUUUCGCAGCAGAAGAAAACGUGCAUCACAUGAAGAAAGAUGACCCACGAUACAACAAAUCGGUGAACCAAUGUGAGCGUCUCAGUCAUCAGACAUUCCAGUUGGACACUAGACGAUGUGGAAUACGUUUAACAAUAACUGCCAGAUGUCAGUCAAAAGGAAAACAAUCAUUUUUUUUAAGUUAAUGUAAUCCUCAGUUUGUAGCUGUUAUUUACCUGUAUAUUAUUUUCAUUGUUUAUAAAAGCCAUUACCUAGCUGAAUUUGUUGUAUCAAACCUUAAUUUUAAUUUUUUUUUAAUGAAUUGGUGUAAAAAUUGAAUGUUGCCUUUUGUAAAACCUUUUUUCAAAUGGAUCACAAUAAAAGUCUGAAACGUGA